Messenger RNA from Triticum turgidum subsp. durum (durum wheat), 444 nucleotides. NCBI's taxonomy places the organism in Eukaryota, Viridiplantae, Streptophyta, Magnoliopsida, Poales, Poaceae. The record is from the annotation of a GenBank genome assembly.
AUGCUUAAUCUCUGGAAGCUCAAGCUAGUUUUCAAUGCCAUCCCCUCUUUUGAAAAAGAUGGUACUGCACUCAUCAGCAUCGAGCAUAUGCCAGGCCUUAAAGAGAUCUCCACAAAUUUUGGGGGUGAAGCUCCUGAUCUAGAGUAUGCCUUGAGGACAUUGGUUAGUAAUCACCCGACCAAUCCUAUAAUUAACAUGCCAUCAAAUAAGACUCUGGGGGGAGAACAACCACAUAGGAAUCUGGAGCAAGAAUUAGAUGAGAUUCUGAAGGAAGAUCCAUAUGGGAAUCUGGAGCAAGAAUCGGAUGAAAUUCUGGAGGAACAAGAGCCAGAUGAAUACGAUGAGAGAUUAGAGAGGCGACAGGCUGAUAAAAGGAUUUCAAGGUCAUCAGAUCCAUCUUCGCGUCUACAUGUUCCAGGUAUAUUUUCUGUCAACUGGUGGUAA